AUGGGGGCUGGGGGCGGCGUUGGGGGCUCGGGGGUGCCCCCCGUGAUGGGUGCCGGGUACACGAGUGACUACAACUCCCAGCAUCCUCCACGUGACGUCACUUCCGGCGGAUCGGAGCUGACCGUGCGCGGAGUCUCGGGUGGCUUUUGUGGGCUCUCGGGGUUCACCUCAGACCCACGCGAGGUUUGCAGCUGCCUCUACGACCUGGACACCGUCGUGUGCCAGUCCUUCAAUCUGGACGGGCUCUUCAACCUCAUCCAGCAGAAGAUCGAGCUCCCUGUCACUGACAAUGUCCAGACCAUCCCGCCCCCGUUCGUGGUCAGAACCAUCCUGGUGUUCGGGCGCCCGCGCUGCCAGCCCCAGUUCUGUGGGGGCGAGCACGUCAAGGACAUGUUCAGCUUUUUUGGCAGCCUGGACACCAAAGGCACCAAUUACAAGUACGAGGUGCCGCUGGCCGGGCCUGCACUGGAGCUGCACAACUGCAUGGCCAAGCUGCUGGCGCAUCCCCUGCAGCGGCCGUGCCAGAGCCACGCGGCCUACGGGCUGCUGGAGGGCGGGGACAGCCCCGACAGCGAGGCCACCGUGUGA
Messenger RNA from Sturnus vulgaris (Common starling), 588 nucleotides. The record is from RefSeq and is a predicted model, not a curated record. NCBI's taxonomy places the organism in Eukaryota, Metazoa, Chordata, Aves, Passeriformes, Sturnidae.